AUGGAGGAUUAUAAAGAGGAUGCCACUCCAAUUGCUACAAACUGCCUUAUGGAUGGAGAUGAAGCUAGAAACGAAGUUGAUUCAACCAAAUAUAGACGGUUAAUUGGUUCCUUGCUAUAUCUAACUGAUAAUAGACCGGAUAUCCAAUUUGGUGUUUUUUGUGUGCAAGAUUCUGACUAUGCAGGGUACAAAUUGGAUAGAAAAAGCAUAAGUGGUACAUGCCAUAUACUUGGAUCAAGCCUAAUCUCAUGGAAUAGCAAGAAUCAAGCAUGUGUAGCACUUUCAACAGUUGAGGCUAAAUACAUAGCAACUGGACAUCCAUGUGCUUAA
Molecule: messenger RNA, 330 nt
Organism: Vigna unguiculata (cowpea)
Lineage: Eukaryota; Viridiplantae; Streptophyta; Magnoliopsida; Fabales; Fabaceae
Source: RefSeq, a predicted model, not a curated record